Molecule: messenger RNA, 5291 nt
Organism: Xyrauchen texanus (razorback sucker)
Lineage: Eukaryota; Metazoa; Chordata; Actinopteri; Cypriniformes; Catostomidae
Product: copine-4-like
Exons: 16
Coding region: 195-1856 (553 amino acids)
Biological process (GO): cellular response to calcium ion
Cellular component (GO): plasma membrane
Molecular function (GO): calcium-dependent phospholipid binding
Source: RefSeq, a predicted model, not a curated record
CUUUACGCACAAACCGAUGGAGCAGUUUUUAAAAUCAUCGUAGAGAAUCUGGAAAUGGAAUCGGUAUCUUUGGAUGAAAAUGAAUCCAGUGCGCAAACUGCACUCAUCACGAUCUGAACACUAAAUAACUUUUUCUGGCAUUGUUUAGGAUUUGUUCUUAUACUUACAGAGUGGUUUGAACGCAGGAAAGCAAAAUGAGCAACAUCUAUGAGUCAGCAGCCACCACACUGGGCCUCUUCAACAGCCCAUGUCUAGCAAAAGUGGAGCUCCGUGUGGCCUGCAAAGGAAUAUCUGACAGGGAUGCUCUGUCCAAGCCUGAUCCCUGUGUAGUCCUCAAGAUGCAGUCCCAUGGACAGUGGUUUGAGGUGGACCGGACAGAGGUGAUUCGCAGCAGCAUCAGUCCCGUCUUUUCCAAAGUCUUCACUGUGGACUACUAUUUUGAAGAAGUGCAGCGGCUCCGUUUUGAGCUGCAUGACAUCAGCAGCAACCAUAAUGGACUCAAAGAGGCUGACUUUCUGGGUGCCAUGGAGUGCACGCUCGGACAGAUUGUAUCACAGAGAAAACUCUCGAAAGCUUUACUAAAGCAAGGAAACACAGCCGGAAAAUCAUCUAUUACAGUCACAGCGGAAGAGCUGUCUGGGAAUGAUGACUAUGUGGAGUUAGCCUUCAGUGCCAAGAAACUGGAUGACAAGGACUUUUUUAGCAAGUCAGAUCCAUUUCUGGAAAUCUUCAGAGUGAAUAACGAUGGAACAGCAUCACUGGUGCACAGAACAGAGACCAUAAUGAACAACCUUAGUCCUGUCUGGAAAUCAUUUAAAGUUUCUUUAAACACACUCUGCAGUGGAGACCAAGAGCGAGAGCUAAGGUGUACAGUAUGGGACUGGGAUUCUAAUGGCAAACAUGACUUUAUUGGAGAAUUUCAAACCACCUUCAAAGAGAUGAAGUCAGCCAUGGAUGGGAAGCUGAUACAGUGGGAGUGCAUCAACCCUAAGUACCAAGUGAAGAAGAAGAACUAUAGAAAUUCUGGGAUGGUGAUUCUUACCCUGUGCAAGAUUAUUAAAAUGCACUCUUUUCUGGAUUACAUCAUGGGAGGUUGUCAAAUUCAGUUCACAGUGGCGAUUGAUUUCACUGCUUCAAAUGGUGACCCUCGAAACAGCUGCUCCCUCCACUACAUCCACCCUUACCAGCCCAACGAGUACCUCAAAGCCCUGAUUGCUGUUGGCGAGAUCUGCCAGGACUAUGACAGCGACAAAAUGUUUCCCGCUUUUGGAUUUGGAGCCCAAAUUCCACCAGACUUCAAAGUUUCACAUGAUUUUGCAGUGAAUUUUGAUGAGGACAACCCAGAAUGUGCUGGUAUUCAAGGUGUGGUGGAGGCUUAUCAGAACUGCCUGCCGAAAAUCCAGUUAUACGGCCCCACUAAUAUUGCCCCCAUCAUCCAGAAAGUUGCCAACUCUGCCUCUGAGGAGAUGCAUACCAAAGAGGCCAUGGAGUACUUUAUUCUGCUAAUCCUGACGGAUGGAGUGAUCACAGAUAUGGCAGACACACGAGAGGCCAUCGUCCACGCCUCUCACCUGCCCAUGUCUGUCAUCAUCGUUGGCGUGGGCAACGCGGAUUUCAGUGACAUGCAGAUGCUGGAUGGUGAUGAUGGAAUUCUGCGCUCGCCUAAAGGAGAACCAGUCCUGAGGGACAUCGUUCAGUUUGUGCCCUUCCACAACUUCAAACAUGCCUCUCCUGCAGCGUUGGCUAAAAGUGUUCUGGCCGAGGUCCCCAAUCAGGUCGUGGAUUACUACAAUGGAAAAGGCAUCAAGCCAAAAUGCCUAUCGGACUAUGAGACUUCCAGAGCAUUCAGUCCCUGAGCUUCGCACAGCCAUAGAGCUGCUUCAAGAGACACAGUUUUCUACGGUCAACUAAAGCUGGAAGACAACUUCUUUGAUCAUUUCAGAGCUUGCAGCAACACUACAAUAUUGACAAGCAGGUCCAUCCUUGUGUUUUAGAUAUUUAUCACUCAUGGUUUCGUAUUCGAUUUUCCUUAGCGGGUAUUUUUCUUCUUAUACAACUAUUUACGUAGUUGCUCAAGAAGUAUUUGGAUAUUUUUGGACACCGAGGUUUCACAUAUUGGAAUUUCAUUGCAUAGAUAACAUUUUAAACCGUGGAGUGAUGUAUACUAUAUAUUUAUAUAUUAGUACUGUGCCAAAGUUUUAGGCACUUGUGAAAAAUGAUGCAGAGUGAGGAUGUCUUCAAAAAUAAUACCAUAAAUAAUUUUAAUUUAUCAAUUAAUUUCAUACAAUAUCCACUAAACAUAAAAUAAGCUAAAUCAUUAUUUGGUGUGACAACCUUUGCCUUCAAAACAGCCCAAUUCUCCUAGGUACACCUGGACACAGUUUUUCUUGGUUGUUGGCAGAUAUGAUGUUCCAAGCUUCUUGGAGAAUUCGCCACAGUUCUUUUAUUUAUUUAUUUAGGCUCAAUUACUCAAUGAUUUUGAGACUUUUUUUUAAGAAAUUGCUGUGUAUGUAAACAUAACUGUGCCCAAGACUUUUGCACAGUAUUAUUUACAGUAUACACUGCCUAUAUAUAUAUAUAUAUAUAUAUAUAUAUAUAUAUAUAUAUAUUAGGCAGUUCAUUUUAAAUGGAGGUAUGAAGUCAGUUCACAAUGGGUGUCCUAGCAGAGUAAACAUGGAUUUAGUACAUCACUUAGACGUGCUUCACUUAGUUUGACAACCACAAAGUGUCCUAAUACAUUUUAUCUGAAUUUUUAACAUGCUAUAUGUUGUUUUUUAUAAUUCCCAGCAAAGCCUUUUUUGGGGGGAAAUAUCUUGCUUGAAAUGUGUGUUUGUGCUAUACAUUUUAUCUAUCUAUCUGUCAAUCUAUCUAUCCUACUAUACAGGUUUAUAGCGUGUGUGUGUGUGUGUGUGUGUGUGUGUGUACACUGGCAGCCAAAUGUUUGGAAUAAUGUACAGAUUUUGCUCUUAUGGAAAGAGAUUUGUACUUUUAUUCACCAAAGUGGCAUUCAACUGAUCACAAAGUAUAGACAGGACAUUAUUGGACACAAUCACUAUUUGAAAAAAGUUUCCAGCAGCCAUCACUCCAACACAUCCUUGAGUAAUCAUACUAAAUAGCUAAUUUGGUACUAGAAAAUAAUUUGCCAUUAUAUCAAACACAGUUGAAAACUAUUUGGCUUGUCAAAUGAAGCUUAACAUUGUCUUUGUGUUUGUUUUUGAGUUGCCACAGUAUGCAAUUGACUGGCAUGUCUUAAGAUCAAUAUUAAAUCAAAAUGGCAUAAAACAGCUUUCUCUAGAAACUUGGCAGUCAAUCACUAAAGGCUAUACAAUGCUUGAAAUUGCCAAAUAAAAACCAGAAGGACAGAAAGAGAUGUGGAAAGCACAGAUGUACAACUAAACAAGAGGAUAAGUACAUCAGAGUCUCUAGUUUGAGAAAUAGACACCUCACAUGUCCUCAGCUGACAGCUUCAUUGAAUUCUACCCGCUCAACACCAGUUUCAUGUACAACAGUAACGAGAAGAUCCUCUGCAGUCCUUAUGGGGAGAAUUGCAAAGAAAUAGCCACUUUUGAAAUAGAAAUGCAAAAAGAAAAGGUGAGAGUGGGCAAAGAAACACAGACAUUGGACAACAGAUAAUUGGAAAAGAGUGUUACGGAUCUUAAACCCAUGGAGCUUUUGUGGGAUCAUCUAGACUGUAAUGUGCCUGAGAAGUGUUUGACAAGACAGACACAUCUAUGGCAAGUGCUACAGGAAGUGUAUUUGGACAAACUGACAGCUAGAAUGUCAAGGAUCUGCAAAGCUGUCAUUGCUGCACGUGGAGGAUUUUUUGAUGAGAACUCUUUGAUAAUAGUUUAAAAAAAAAUUUAAAUGUAAUUGUACAUUUUUAUUUGAUUAAUGUCCUGACUAUACAUUAUGAUCAGUUGAAUGCCACUUUUGUGAAUCGAAGUACCUAUUUCUUUCCAUAAAUGUGUGUGUGUGUGCACUGAUUAGCCACACCAUUAAAACCACCUUCCAUGCAAUUAUCUAAUCAGCCAAUCGUGUGGCAGCAGUGCAGAGCAUAAAUCAUGCAGAUACAGGUCAGGAGCUUCAGUUAAUUUUCACAUCAACCAUCAGAAUGGGAUACAGGUCAGGAUCUCAACACCAAAACUGGACCAGACAGGGGAGUCAGGAUCGAGACACCUUGCUUCGGACAUGAAACGAAACAAACCGAAGAGUGCAUGGCAGGGAAAUACACCGAAGCUGUGCGCUCAAACAAAGACAGACAGAACUUGGAUCCCGACACAGGUUAGUGCUGUUUUGGCAGCAUGAGGGGUACCAACACAAUAUUAGGCAUGUGGCUUUAAUGUUGUGGCUGAUCAGUUUAUAUAUAUAUAUAUAUAUAUAUAUAUAUAUAUAUAUAUUUUUUUUUUUAUGUAUGUCACUUGCUUUGAUAUUUCGCUAUAUCGUGCAAUGACGGUUUUACAUUUUUAAAUGUGACUUAAGUGUCCAAAAAAAUUUUUGGGCUGCUUAAACUGUGAAAAAUGGGACAUAGAAUUAGUUUCAUCACAGCUCCAACCAAUCAACAAUCUGCCAGCACCUUUUGGUCUAUGGUCACAUAUUCUCUGUAAAUGGGAGAGAGUUGAAACAUGCAACUGUGGACAGUCUUCCUUUAGAUACAGAUGUCAGAGUGAUUGCAACUUGCAUUUGUCAGUGCUUUCUUCUUCUUCUUUAUAUUGUUAUUGUUAUUUUGGCAGACCUGCUAUAAAAGGGAUAUAUAGUCCAAUAUAGCAUAGUAUUCCAAUAAGUGAUAGUGUAGGAGGCAAGUGGUUAUUGACCAUUGCAUAACCAAUGCUCAGUUAGUAAACACUAUUAGUCCUCUAUAAUCCAAAAAAUGUGCAUUUUAUCUGUGCUUUUUCAGAUUGUUUAACACCUAAUUAUUUUAUUCUAUUUAAAGAUUAUUUUUGAUGUGGGGCUUUUAGGACUACAAAUGUUACAUAAACUAUACAGCAUAUAGCUAUAAAACAUAUUUAUUUUAAAGCAAGUGGAAUGGACAAAAAUCUGUGAAUACAUACAAUAUUUAGGGAUCAUUGUUUUUGUUUUUUUACAGGUUUCCUUGACAUUUAUGUUUUGCUGAAUUUAUAAACAUAAUCUACAAGUUCUUUCAAAUGUUUGGAAAUAGUAGGAAUUUUUAUAGUGCUGUAUUAGCCUUUCUUUCCUUUUUUCUCCCGUGUGUGUGUGUGUGUGUGUGUGUGUGUGUGUGUGUGUGUGUGUGUGCGCCUGCACGCGCUUCAGACACCAGGACUGUGUUUUGCAUG